UGAAAGCUGUGCGCACACGCACUCCUCACCUCACAGCAGAUGCGCUUGUGCGUCUUAGAAAACACGCCGCGUGUCACCCCCGCCGGGACAGAAUGAACGGCUACGGGUCCCCGUACCUGUACAUGGGGGCCCCGGUGUCUCAGCCGCGCGCUCCGCUGCAGAGGACCCCCAAGUGCGCGCGGUGCCGGAAUCACGGCGUGCUGUCGUGGCUCAAAGGUCACAAGCGCUACUGCCGCUUCAAAGACUGCACGUGCGAAAAGUGCAUCCUCAUCAUCGAGCGGCAGCGCGUCAUGGCUGCGCAGGUGGCGCUGCGGAGGCAGCAGGCCAACGAGAGUCUGGAGAGUCUGAUCCCGGAGAGCCUGCGAGUGCUGCCGGGCAUCAGCGUGGCCGGACCCGCGGAGGGGAGCCAAGGCGCCCCGCCGAGGACGGACGAGCUGGAGGUGCGGUGGAGCGGCGCGGAGGCGGUGCGCCCCGGAGCGCAAAACUGCGCAGAGAACGUAGAUGAGGCUCCUGACGACGUGUCGGCUGCUGAGAACGGAGGGAGCUCCAGCGAGAAGGAGCAGGACCCGGUCAGCUCCCCUGAAAGCUCCAAACCAAACUCCUGCUACACGCCGGAGCCCCCGGAGGCGCAGGGGGAGGAGAGCCGCUACGGCCUCUCCAAAGUCGGCGCCACAGACAAGGAGGCCAAAGCGGAGAGCCCGCAGAAGUUUCCCAUCAGCCCCGGGGAGCAGAGCGUGCUGAUCGAAGGCCUCGCGGGCUCCAUCAGUCUGCCGUUCAGCCUGCGGGCCAACCGGCCGCCGCUGGAGGUCCUCAAGAAGAUCUUCCCUGCGCACAAGCCCCCGGUCCUGGAGCUGAUCCUGCGGGGCUGCGGAGGAGAUCUGGUGGGAGCCAUCGAGGUGCUGCUCUCCAGCCGGAGCCCCGAUGGGAGCACACACACGCACGCCGAGCCGCACCCGGACUCCCUGGUGCUCCCAUCCAAUGGACACCUGUUCGAGCACACUCUGACCUCCUACCACCCCGCAGCCUCCUCCGCCAAGUGGUCCAUGGGCUCCGCUUUCCGCGUUCCCGAGUCUCUGCGCUUCACGUCCGACUCUGCUGCCAGCGUGGUGUCCCCCGGCCCGCUGGGUGUCCCCCUGCAGCACGCGUCCUUCCCGCAGCCCUCGCGCUACCCGCUCAUGCUGCGCAACUCGCUGACGCGCGGACACCAGGCCGGCCCGUUCGUGCACGGUGACGUCACUCUGUGGAACACUCUGCAGCAGCAGUACCAGCUCCGCUCGGCGGCCCAGUACGUGUCUCCUUUCUCCCCGGCAGCUCCGGGGGGCUCCGUGUUCCGCGCCUCCCCCAUCCUCCCGUCCAGACCCUCCGAGGAGCAGCGCGUCUCCAUCCAGGAGCAGGGCUGCGCGCUGGGGCCCAAAUCUGACCUCUACUCCCCCGAGGAGGAGUACGAGGAGCGCUCCGACUCCGCGGACUCUCGCGUCCUGAACUCAUCCGCCUGAAGCCCAACGUGGUGACGUCAUCUGCUCCUCUAAUGUGGUGAAUGUAACAGACUGUGAUCGUCUCCUGUCUGCAUGUUUGUCAAAACUUUCAGUGCAUGUCAGCAGUAUGUGCCAAAUAAAUCCUCAGAGUAACAGAUUACAUUGUU
Messenger RNA from Thalassophryne amazonica, 1642 nucleotides. It is a transcript of the gene dmrt3a, whose product is annotated as doublesex and mab-3 related transcription factor 3a. The record is from RefSeq and is a predicted model, not a curated record. Bases 93 to 1496 code for a protein of 467 amino acids. Gene Ontology annotation, biological process: regulation of transcription by RNA polymerase II; male sex differentiation. Gene Ontology annotation, cellular component: nucleus. The transcript is spliced from 2 exons. NCBI's taxonomy places the organism in Eukaryota, Metazoa, Chordata, Actinopteri, Batrachoidiformes, Batrachoididae. Gene Ontology annotation, molecular function: protein binding; DNA-binding transcription factor activity, RNA polymerase II-specific; RNA polymerase II cis-regulatory region sequence-specific DNA binding.